Molecule: messenger RNA, 741 nt
Organism: Rhinichthys klamathensis goyatoka
Lineage: Eukaryota; Metazoa; Chordata; Actinopteri; Cypriniformes; Leuciscidae
Exons: 4
Coding region: 1-741 (246 amino acids)
Biological process (GO): cell surface receptor signaling pathway
Cellular component (GO): plasma membrane
Source: RefSeq, a predicted model, not a curated record
AUGAGUAAUGCUCACCGUGUUUCUGUCCUGGUCCUGUGUCUCGCAGUGACCGUUCUUGGUGAAAGUGUUGUCCAGACUCCUCCUGAUCUCCUGAAGAAACAAGAUGAAUUUGCAGAGAUCAAAUGUUCACACAAAGUACAAAGCUAUGAUGUCAUACAGUGGUACAAACAAAGCCAGAGCAUCGGGGACCUUCGGCUCAUGGGAUUCCUUAAUGUUAAAUAUGAGAACAAAGAGAUUGAAUUUAAAGACAAGAUCAAACUGAGUGGAGAUGGAAGAAAUAAUGGCACUCUGACUAUCAACAGCCUCAGACUGAAUGACAGCGCAGUGCAGAAGAGCUUGGUGAAAGAAGCCAUGAUGAACACGUUCCUUAGCGUUUCUGUAAUGAUGUUUACAGCUGCAUGUCUUGGUAAAACUGUGGAUCAGACGCCAGAUAACCUCAUCAAGAAUCAAGAUGAAUCUGCUGUGAUCAUAUGUGCUCACAAAAUACCGAACUAUGACCAAAUCCUGUGGUACAAACAAAGUCAGGACACGUCAGGCCUCAAGUUAAUGGGAUAUCUUUAUUAUAGUGAGAAUAAAGAGUCUGAAUUUGAAAACAAGAUCAAACUGGAGGGAGAUGCAAAGAAAAAUGGCACUUUGUCUAUCAACAGCCUCAGACUGAAUGACAGUGCAGUGUAUUUCUGUGCAGCAUAUUACACAGUGUUCACAAUCACCUCUGACUCAUACAAAAACCUCCUCUUUUAA